Messenger RNA from Aaosphaeria arxii CBS 175.79, 6579 nucleotides. Its product is annotated as glutamate synthase-like protein. Gene Ontology annotation, molecular function: FMN binding; flavin adenine dinucleotide binding; iron-sulfur cluster binding. The transcript has 4 exons. The record is from RefSeq and is a predicted model, not a curated record. Lineage: Eukaryota; Fungi; Ascomycota; Dothideomycetes; Pleosporales. Bases 145 to 6567 code for a protein of 2140 amino acids.
UAGAGCAGAAACCUGCCAAUCUGAACUGAAGUUCCCCUUCGAGCGGCAUUGUCAUCUCCCAAAUACCCACGACGUAGUCGCCCUCUCCUCCCUCCAGUCGACAACCCGAUAAAUCUUCCAGACUUUCGGCCGUUUGCCGAUAUAAUGGGUCGGGUUUCUUUUGCCGAAGAUACAAAAUUGCCCCAGGAUACCCAUAUCGAAGAAGAAGAGCAACCUUCUGUGUUCGAAUACCAAGAUGGCCCCGACAACAAGUCGUGGGCGGGUGCUCUGCCCUUGAAGCAGGGUCUCUAUGACCCGGAGCUCGAGAAGGAUGCCUGUGGUGUCGGUUUUGCAGCCCACAUCAAGGGCAAGGCGAGCCACAAAAUCAUUUCCGAUGCACGCUCUUUACUUUGCAACAUGACCCAUCGCGGUGCCGUGGGCUCCGAUGCACGAGACGGUGACGGCGCAGGCGUCAUGACUUCGAUACCCCACAAGUUUUUCAUUAAGGAAUUCCAGCGCGAACAAGGAUUCGUCCUCCCCCAAAUUGGACAGUAUGCGACGGGAAACCUGUUUUUCAAGCCCGAUCCUCAGAUCCUGGAUGACACCAAGAGCAUGUUCGAGGAGGUCGCAGACCAGCUUGGCCUGCGGGUGCUUGGAUGGCGUCUGGUUCCCCGGGACUCCACUCUGCUCGGUCCCGCCGCCCUCUCUCGCGAGCCUAUCAUCCUUCAGCCAUUUGUCGUGCUCAAGGAGGCCUACGGAGACGGAAAGCAGCCCAAGCCCGAAUUCGAUCAGUUGCACAAUGUCGGAUACUUCGAGCGACAGCUCUAUGUCCUCCGAAAGCGCUCUACGCAUGUCAUUGGUCUCCACAACUGGUUCUACAUCUGCUCUCUGAGCAACAAGAACAUCGUGUACAAGGGCCAAUUGGCACCCGUGCAAGUCUACGAGUACUACCACGAUUUGGUCAACGUUGAUUUCGAGGGCCACUUCGCUUUGGUGCACUCGCGUUUCUCUACGAACACUUUCCCCAGCUGGGAUCGUGCUCAGCCGCUCAGAUGGGCCGCCCACAAUGGUGAAAUUAACACAUUGCGGGGUAACAAGAACUGGAUGAGGGCCCGCGAGGGUGUCAUGAAAUCUGGUCUUUUCGGCGACGAGCUGGAUCUCCUCUACCCCAUCAUCGAAGACGGUGGCUCUGACUCCGCUGCUUUCGACAACGUUCUUGAGCUCCUCACGAUCAACGGGGUUCUCUCCCUCCCUGAGGCAGUUAUGCUCAUGGUUCCUGAGGCAUGGCAGGGUAACGACACGAUGGACCCGGCCAAGCAGGCUUUCUACGAGUGGGCUGCCUGCAUGAUGGAGCCCUGGGACGGACCUGCUCUGUUCACCUUCUCUGAUGGACGUUACUGUGGUGCAAACUUGGACCGAAACGGUCUUCGACCUUGCCGAUACUACGUAACUGACGACGACCGCAUCGUCUGCGCUUCCGAGGUUGGAACCAUCUCCAUCGAGCCGGAGCGUGUUGUGCAGAAGGGCCGUCUCCAGCCCGGACGCAUGCUUUUGGUUGAUACUGUCGCCGGACGCAUUGUGGACGACAAGGAGCUCAAGGACACUGUGUCUAGCCGAUUCGAUUUCCGCUCUUGGAUCGAGAAGAACCUCCUCACCCUCCCCAAGAUCCUCGAGCAGGUCACCGAGAAGGGUGUGGACACUUCCCUUACCCUCAGCGAGACCAGAGUGCAGGAAGAUCCCAGAUUGCGGGCUUUCGGAUACUCCUUGGAGCAGGUCAGCUUGCUUCUCGGUCCCAUGGCUGCUGAUUCCAAGGAAGCUCUCGGAUCUAUGGGUAACGAUGCUCCUCUUGCUUGCUUGGCUACCCAGCCUCGAUUGCUCUACGAGUACUUCCGCCAGCUUUUCGCCCAGGUCACGAAUCCCCCCAUCGAUCCCAUUCGUGAGGCUAUUGUCAUGUCUCUCGAGGCGUAUGUCGGUCCUCAGGGCAACGUUUUGGAAAUGGACGAGAGCCAGUGCCACAGGAUGCUGCUCCCGUCCCCCGUUCUCUCCAUCGAGGAGUACAAGGCUCUCACCAACACUCACGUCCUCCACCCCGAGUGGACUGUCAAGUACAUCGACAUCACCUUCCCCAAGAGCGAGGGUGUUGAUGGCUACAUGAGUGCCCUUGACCGCAUCUGUGACGAGGCCACCGAAGGCAUCCAGAGCGGUGACAACUUCAUCGUCCUCUCCGACCGCAACACCUCCGCAGAGCGUGUUCCAGUCUCCGCACUUCUCGCCACUGGUAUGGUCCACCACCAUCUCGUCCGCAACAAGUGGCGAUCCCAGGCCGCUCUCGUCGUCGAGACUGGUGAGGCCCGUGAAGUCCACCACAUGUGCGUCCUCGUUGGCUACGGUGCUGAUGCCAUCUGCCCCUACCUUGCCAUUGAGUGUAUUCUCAAGAUGCACCGCGAGGGCCUCAUCCGCAAGAAGAUCACUCCCAAGCAGCUCAUUGACAACUACAAGCACUCUUGCGAUGGUGGUAUCCUCAAGGUCAUGAGCAAGAUGGGUAUCUCUACUAUUCAAUCCUACAAGGGUGCCCAGAUUUUCGAGGCCCUCGGUAUUGAUGACUCCGUCGUCGAUCGUUGCUUCACCGGAACAGCUUCUCGUAUCAAGGGUAUGACUUUCGAGCUCAUUGCCCAGGAUGCUUUCGGUCUGCACGAGAAGGGUUUCCCGUCCCGCAGCAUUGUCGAGAUCCCCGGCCUCGUCGAGACUGGAGAGUACCACUGGAGAGACGGAGGCGAGCCUCACGUCAACGACCCCACUGCCAUUGCCAACAUCCAGGACGCCGUCCGCACCAAGAACGACAAGUCCUACGAGGCAUACUCCCUCGCCGAGUACGAGCGUAUCAAGGACUGCACACUCCGUGGACUUCUCGACUUCGAAUUCGAGGGCCGUCAAUCCAUCCCCAUCGACCAGGUCGAGCCAUGGACCGAGAUCGUCCGCCGCUUCGUCACUGGUGCCAUGUCUUACGGUUCCAUCUCUAUGGAGUCUCACUCCACCAUCGCCGUUGCCAUGAACAGGUUGGGUGGAAAGUCCAACACUGGUGAAGGUGGUGAAGACCCUGAGCGAAGCCAGCGUCUCGAGAACGGCGACACCAUGCGCUCUGCCAUCAAGCAGAUUGCCUCUGGCCGGUUCGGUGUCACCAGCGCCUACCUCGCCGACGCCGACGAGCUCCAGAUCAAGAUGGCCCAAGGUGCUAAGCCCGGUGAGGGUGGUGAACUUCCCGGCCACAAGGUCUCCCAGUCCAUCGCCAAGACCCGUCACUCCACCCCUGGUGUCGGUCUCAUCAGCCCUCCCCCCCACCACGACAUCUACUCCAUCGAGGAUCUCAAACAGCUCAUCUACGACCUCAAGUGCUCCAACCCCCGCGCCCGUGUCUCCGUCAAGCUCGUCUCCGAGACCGGUGUCGGUAUCGUCGCCUCCGGUGUCGCCAAGGCCAAGGCCGACCACAUCCUCAUUUCCGGCCACGACGGUGGUACCGGUGCCUCGCGAUGGACCGGUAUCAAGUAUGCUGGUCUUCCUUGGGAACUCGGUCUUGCCGAGACUCAUCAGACUUUGGUGUUGAACGAUCUUCGUGGUCGUGUCAUCGUUCAGACUGAUGGCCAGCUCAGGACUGGCCGCGACGUCGCCAUCGCAUGUUUGCUCGGUGCGGAGGAAUGGGGAUUCGCGACAACGCCUCUUAUUGCCAUGGGCUGCAUUAUGAUGCGCAAGUGCCAUUUGAAUACAUGCCCUGUCGGCAUCGCAACGCAGGAUCCCGAGCUCAGGAAGAAGUUCGUGGGUACCCCGGAGAACGUCAUAAACUUCUUUUAUUACGUUGCCAAUGAGAUGCGUGCUAUCAUGGCGAAGCUGGGAUUCCGUACUAUCAACGAGAUGGUCGGUCACUGUGAGGUGUUGAAGAUUCGUGACGACCUUCGAACUGCCAAGACCGAGAACAUCGACUUGUCUCUGAUCUUGACUCCUGCCCACACCCUCCGACCGGGCGUCGCUACCUUCAAUGUUCGCAAGCAGGACCACCGUCUUCAUGUCCGACUUGACAACAAGCUCAUUGCCGAAUCCGAGCUUGCUCUCGAGAAGGGUAUGCCCGCCCGCAUUGAGUGCGACAUCGUCAACACCGAUCGUGCUCUAGGUGCCACCCUCUCCUACCAGAUCUCCAGACGCUAUGGCGAGGCUGGUCUGCCCAACGACACCAUCCAUGCCAACAUCCGUGGUUCCGCUGGUCAAUCCUUCGGAGCCUACCUCGCUCCUGGUGUCACUCUCGAGCUUGAGGGAGAUGCUAACGAUUACGUUGGCAAGGGUCUAUCUGGCGGUCGUAUCAUCAUGUACCCUCCCCGCACUGCCGUCUACAAAGCAGAGGAGAACGUCCUCCUCGGCAACGUCUGCUUGUACGGUGCCACACGCGGCCACUGCUACUUCCGUGGUGUUGCUGCCGAGCGAUUCGCCGUCCGCAACUCCGGUGCCACCGCCGUCGUUGAGGGCGUCGGCGACCACGCCUGCGAGUACAUGACUGGCGGCCGCGUCCUCGUCUUGGGCUCCACGGGCCGCAACUUCGCCGCAGGCAUGUCCGGCGGUAUCGCCUACGUGCUCGACAUGCACCACGACUUCGAGCAGAAGGUCAACCAGGAGAUGGUUGAGCUCACCGGCAUCGAAGACCCCGAGGAGAUCGCCUUCGUCCGCGGCCUCAUCGAGGACCACCACCACUACACUGGCUCCGAACUCGCCGCCCGCAUCCUCCUCGACUUCACCCGCGCUCUCCCCCGCUUCGUCAAGGUCAUGCCCACCGACUACAAGCGCGUCCUGCAAGAGGAAGCCGCAAAGAAGGCCGAGGAGAAGAAGAAAGCCUACCCUCUCCCCAUCCUCCCCGGCAACCCCGUCCGCGAGGCCCACGAGGACUCCCGCAAGCACGAGCACGAGGCCCAGGACAAGAAGAAGGCCGACCUGCUCGACAUCGAGGAGAGCGUCACUGAUGCUAAGGCCGAGAAGAAGAAGGCGCUCGUGCUCGACAAGACCCGCGGCUUCAUGAAGUACCAGCGGAGAUCGGAGAAGUACCGCAACCCUAAGACGCGUACGCGUGACUGGCAGGAGCUUUCUCAGCGUCUGAAUGAGGAUGAGCUUAAGUACCAGACUGCGCGUUGCAUGGACUGCGGUAUUCCGUUCUGUCAGUCUGAUAGUGGUUGCCCGAUCAGUAACAUUAUCCCCAAGUGGAACGAAUUGGUCUUCCAAAAUCAAUGGCGCGACGCCCUCAACCGUCUCCUCAUGACCAACAACUUCCCCGAGUUCACUGGCCGUGUCUGCCCAGCUCCUUGCGAGGGUGCCUGUGUUCUUGGCAUCAACGAGGAUCCCGUCGGCAUCAAGUCCAUCGAGUGCGCCAUCAUUGACCGCGGAUUCGAGAUGGGCUGGAUGGUUCCCAACCCACCCCAGACCCGCUCUGGCAAGACCGUUGCCAUCAUCGGAUCCGGUCCUGCUGGUCUCGCCUGCGCCGAUCAGCUCAACAAGGCUGGUCACUCCGUCACCGUCUACGAGCGUGCCGACCGUGUUGGUGGUCUGUUGAUGUACGGUAUCCCCAACAUGAAGCUCGACAAGAAGGUCGUCCAGCGCCGUGUCGACUUCCUCGCAGCCGAGGGCGUCACUUUCAAGACCAACGUUGCCGUCGGCGAGGAUGGCCAGCCCAGUCUCGAGUCCCUCCGUGGCGAGAACGAUGCCGUUGUUUUGGCCACCGGAGCAACUGUCGCUCGUGACCUCCCCAUCCCCAACCGCAACUUGAACGGCGUCCACUUCGCCAUGCAGUUCUUGCACAAGAACACCAAGUCUCUCCUCGACUCUGAGCUCGCCGACGAGGCCUACAUCUCCGCAAAGGGUAAGCACGUCGUUGUCAUCGGCGGUGGUGACACCGGUAACGACUGCAUCGGAACCUCCGUCCGCCACGGCGCCAAAUCCGUCGUCAACUUCGAGCUCCUCCCUCAACCCCCGCCAGAGCGUGCCCGCGACAACCCUUGGCCCCAGUGGCCCCGCAUCUACCGCGUGGACUACGGCCACUCGGAAGUCAAGACGCACAUGGGCAAGGACCCUCGCGAGUACUGCGUGAUGUCCAAGGAAUUCGUCGACGACGGCGAGGGCAACGUCAAGGGCAUCAACACGGUCCGCGUCGAGUGGACCAAGUCGUCCACGGGCGGCUGGGACAUGAAGCAGAUCGACGGCAGCGAGCAGUUCUUCCCCGCGGACCUCGUCCUCCUCUCCAUGGGCUUCCUCGGCCCCGACCAGCGCGUCCUCGGCGGCGCCGUCGACCUCGACCCCCGCAAGAACGUCAAGACCGCCCCCGGCCACUACAGCACAAACCUCCCCGGCGUCUUCGCCGCUGGUGACUGCCGCCGCGGUCAAUCCCUCAUCGUCUGGGGCAUCAACGAAGGUCGCCAGUCCGCCCGCGAAGUCGACUCCUUCCUCACCGGCGUCAGCAGCCAGCUCCCCGUCACCGGCGGCAUCGUCAAGCGCCCGCCCUACGAGCUCCUCGGCAAAGCCGACGACACCGCUGCUCCCACCAUCGCCGUCACCGCCUAAACCUCCCCCUCU